Chaetomium fimeti is the source of this 1929-nucleotide messenger RNA. Its product is annotated as tripeptidyl-peptidase-like protein. The transcript has a single exon. Gene Ontology annotation, biological process: proteolysis. The record is from RefSeq and is a predicted model, not a curated record. NCBI's taxonomy places the organism in Eukaryota, Fungi, Ascomycota, Sordariomycetes, Sordariales, Chaetomiaceae. Gene Ontology annotation, molecular function: serine-type endopeptidase activity; tripeptidyl-peptidase activity. The coding region runs from base 1 to 1929 and encodes 642 amino acids.
AUGCGAUACAGUCUCUUCCCCGCCCUUCUGGGGCUGGCCAUCACUUCGGUCCAGGCGGCGCCUGCUGUCAUCCUCGAACAGACCAAGGGGAUCCCGCCGGGCUGGAGCUUCCAGGCCAAUGCCAGUGCCUCGGACAAGAUCACUCUUUUUGUCGCCCUGAAAGAGCCCGGGAUAGAGGAGCUGAAGGCCAAACUCAACCAACGCCAAAACCCGGCCCAUCCCUCGUUUGGUCGGCACCUGAGUCGAAACGAAGUCCGCCAACACCGGAAACCCGCGGACGCAACCGCAGUUACUAGCUGGCUGAAGGGGAACGGCAUUCGCGCUGUCCACGACCAGGGGAGUCUGAUCAGUUUCGAAGCGUCCGCCGAGAUGGUCAAGUCCCUGUUCCAGGCCGACCUGGCGUACUACGGCUACCAGGAUAGCGACGCAGACCCGGUUCUGCGCGCACUCUCCUACAAGAUCCCCGCCUGGCUGCGCGACCACAUCGACUUUGUGCACCCCAUCACCAACUUCAUGCCGCCGCGCCCGCACCUAGGCCACCGCAGACGCCCGAAGCCGAGACCACACCAUCCGAAACCACACUGGCCACACCCGAAGCCCACGAAAAAGCCCCCCGCGGAAGCCACUUCGACCACCACUACCACAACCAAGUCAAGCACGACCACCAGCAGCGCCAGUAGCAGCAACCCCACGCUCAUCCACAACCCAUCCCACGAAGAGAUCUUCCCCAACCUCCCCUGCCUCGCCGCCACCGUGCCCUCGUGCAUCAAAAAGCUCUACAACAUCACCUACGCCCCCGACUCCAACACCCCCAGCCCGGUCCGUUUCGGCGUAGCCGGCUUCCUAGAGCAAUACAUCCUGCACUCGGACGUAGACCACUUCCUCGACACCUUCACGCCGACCCUCCCCCCCACCUACAACUUCACCGUCGAGCUCCUCCACAACGCCACCAACCCGCAAGACUCCCCCUCCAACGCCGGCAUGGAAGCCUCCCUAGACGUGCAAUACGCCAUGUCGCUCGGCCACCCGACCAACAUAAUCUACUACCUCACCGCAGGGCGGGGCGUCAAACUCGACGCCACCACCGGCAUCGCCCUCCCCGUCCGACACAGCGACAACGAGCCCUUCCUGGAAUUUUUAACAUCCCUACUCGCCAAGCCCGACGCCGAGAUCCCCCACGUGCUGAGCAUCAGCUACGCCGACGACGAGGUCGGCGUGCCGCGGGCGUACGCGCUGCGCGUGUGCGACCUGUUCGCGGCGCUGGCGGCGCGCGGGACGACCGUGCUGGUCGCGACGGGGGAUGGGGGCGCGGCCGGGACCGGCCAGACGGAUUGUGUGGACCGGGAUACGGGCAUGAAGAGGUUUGUGCCGACUUUCCCCGCGAGUUGUCCGUAUGUGACGGCGGUUGGGGCGACGGGGAAUGUGGCGCCGCCGGUGGCCGGGGCUGGGUUUAGUUCGGGGGGGUUUAGUGAUUUCUUUGGGAGGCCGGCGUGGCAGGAUGAGGUGGUUAAGCCGUAUGUGAAGGGGUUGGUUAAGGCGAAUGAUACGCGGGCGGCGUUGAUUAAUCAUGACGGGAGGGCGGUGCCGGAUAUUAGUGCCAUUGGGUCGGCGUUUCAGAUUGUGAUGGGCGGGAGUAUGAGCCAGGUGCUAGGGACGAGUGCGAGCACGCCCGUGGUUGCCGCUAUGGUGGCCUUGGUGAAUGAUGCGAGGAUGCGGGCGGGCAAGCCGAGUCUCGGUUGGCUGAACCCGUUGCUGUACUCGGCGAAGGUCAAGAGCGUGUUGAGGGAUGUUACCGUGGGCGACAGCGCUGGGUGCUGGUUCCCGGACAACAGCAGGUCACCUGGGUGGUCGGCUGGGGAGGGAUAUGACUUGGUCACUGGCCUGGGGGUGGUUGAUGAUUUUAACGACUUUCUGGAAGCGCUGAUGUGA